Dalotia coriaria is the source of this 2192-nucleotide messenger RNA. RefSeq lists its product as uncharacterized. NCBI's taxonomy places the organism in Eukaryota, Metazoa, Arthropoda, Insecta, Coleoptera, Staphylinidae. The transcript has 3 exons. Bases 862 to 1812 code for a protein of 316 amino acids. The record is from RefSeq and is a predicted model, not a curated record.
AGAGCGAAAGAAGAGCAAGUUAGUAAGUAAGUAGUGUGUCUGCUCGGCUCUGCCUUCUGACGCUCGGAAACUUUCUCGUCUUUGGCGCGUUCGGCACGAGCGUCCACCAUCGACCCAUCGACGAACCGAUCCGCGCCACAUUUCGCGUCUUCGCGCCGCGCUCAAACCUUGACCAUGACCAUGGCUCGCAUUUUAAUCCGCAAAUAGAUCAUCUUGACAAAAAAUACAAAUCUACCACCGAAAACACCAGUGAAAACAGUAAAAACUCUUUAAAGUUACGUCAAGUGCGGUUUAUUUCAAACAAUUGAACAUCAACGCGUAAUAUUUAUGCUGUGGUGUAAUAUAGUGCUGUAAAAAUGUUUAAAAACAGUUGAAAACUGUGCGUAACAGUGACUUAGAAAGAUUUUAAGCGUUUAUAAAACAUAGCGCACCACAAACCACCACGGAAUUGAAAUCUACAAAUUGAGGAAUAUAUUUAAUAACUCACAUUGUUAUACCAACGUUGAGUGCAGACCCGAACCACAAAUGACGUAAAACGCAAAACAUUAAAAUUAAGCAUUCACAUCAACUCAUCAUCUGGCAUUCAAGAUAUUUUAAACAAAAAGUUAUCAGCGGCUCGAGCACAGAUUGUGCGUGUGAAUGUGUGGGUGCGUUUUGUGAUGUGAGACUUCAAAACUAGUGUAAUGUUUAAUUGUGCCGAGAUGUUCGUUACCAUUGCAUCGUCAAAGACGAAGAGAAUCUAAAGGAAAACAAAUGAUGCAUUACUAAAUCAUAACCUAAAACCAGUCGAAAAGUCAGCAGAACUCUUGACAGCUAGACGCAGUCCAAAAAUCAAUAAAUUAAAUUAAAAAGUUCCUCAAAAUGUGGAAGUAUUUGGGAUAUUUCGUUUUGAUUGCGAUGAUAUUAGAGAGGUGUGAAGCACAAGAUCCGACAACGACACCAGCGCCCACUAUCGUUCAGAAUAUAUCAGUAAAUCCAUCACAAAUUGUCAACUUUACGCUACCAGGAGGUCGACUUUUAGGACUUUUAUCGUUGUUGACAAGUUUAUCGAAUAGAUUUGGCGGUGGAUUCAUGGGUCGUUGUUUUGGAGCAGCUAAAAAGCUAAAAAUCCUCAUCCCAUUCUUUUUGUAUAAACUGGGAGUGAUUACAACAACACUUGGAUUUUUAACAAUGUUUACCCUAAAAGGACUUGUGAUAGGGAUAAUAUUACUAGUGUUAAACGCUGGUGGUUGGUUAGCAAAGAUUGGUUUCAUCAAAGGACAACAAUACGGACAACAUGGCGGCUGGGGCGGUGGUUAUGGUGGCGGUCAUGGCCACAUGCACGGCUGGCAGAGUCAGAAGCAACCACCUGUUCAUAUCCACGUUCAUAAAGAUCGUAAUGAUCACUCCAGCGAAGGAUAUAUAAGUUAUAAUCCACCGCCUGGGUAUAGCUCCUCCUAUGAUUCAUAUUCGUCAGACAUGCCUCCAGGAGGAGGUAGUUACGGCGGUGCACAUGGAGGACACGGAGGCGGAUUAGGAGGUGGUUCUUAUGGUGCAUAUGGGCGGGGACAUAGUGUGGGCGGCAGUGGGCCGGAUUAUGAACCAGCAGGCGGGGCACAGCAGUCGUGGGCGGAGCGGAUCAGCAAAGGUUUGCAAGCGACGCGCACGCUCGCCGAACGCGUCGAACUAAUUGAUUUGUAUACACGUUUAGGCUUCAACGUCAACGACCUCAUCGGCGGCGAGUUAAAGCGCAGUGGGCAUGCGCUGGUGUAUCCUAAACGGAUCACGCCCGGGGGCGUGGUUACACCGGAUCCUUCCAAUCCAAUUAGAUAGUCCACAUCAGGCCACACCUCCUUUAAAUUAAUCACCCAAUCAAAUUGAGUAGGCUAUACUCUUUGAUUUGUUGAUUUAUUUAUUUUUAAAUAUUGAGAAAAAAAUAUUAUUUUUUUGUUGAUAUGUUCAUGUUGAUUAUUCAUGUAGCUUUUAGGUAUCAGUCAUCUUCAUCUUGAAUAUAAUCGCAAAUUAUUUAUUAUUUCACUUAAAUUUAAGUGGCUUUUAUGUCACUAUCGAAAAUCUCGUUACGAAUCGUAUAAAUUAUUUAUUUAUUUAUUUAUUGGAUCAAUUAGAAUGAUAUUUAUUAAAAAUUAUGCAUAAUAAAAUAUUAAACGUCCUGAAAUAAUCAUUGACAUUUACUUACUAACCUAUUUCAUCAA